UGACUAUCGGCUAAGAUGAUACGCGCAUUAAUUUCGUUGCUUUUAGCAAGUCUCUCGAUCUUGCCGUCAGUGAUGUCGUACGCGAAAGUGUCGAGAAAUGGUCAGGAAGAAGCGGAAACAAAGGAUGAUUCGAAUUCUUGGAUCGUCAGCAACGGAACCCAGAGCGAAGGUAGGAGUAUCAAGAACAUCGCCAUCACUAUGGCCCCUGUAUACAUUGCACCGAAAAUUUCAAAUUUACACAACGGCGAGGCGACUAAUUAUUCUCCUGGUGGAAGAUAUACGACGCUGGACCACGAAAUGCUAGGGAAACUGAACGCUAAGAAGCAGAUCCAAGACAGAUAUCACCCAGCGCCGCUGAGUUCGUUCAAAAAUAAAGAACCUUCGAAGGAUGUGAAGGAAAGUCCAAAAGUUGUCGCUCGUCCGAGUAAUCCUCCCAGUGGACCGCCGUCUUCCAGUAGCUUCGACUUCUCGAACCCACCGUUCUCCGACAUUUACGAGUACAAACCACCAUCGGACUACCUCUCUAGUAAGCCGAUUUCAAAGCCGCCGGAUUAUCUCGGCGAUAAACCCAUCUCGAAGCCCCUAUCCAUGGACGAUUACGCGGAUACCGAAAUAAGUGACAAGCCCGAUUCUUACAAGCCCGAUUCUUACAAGCCCGAUACUUACCUGAUGUCACACGAACCCGAUUACUCGGAUUUCCCGGACGACGCGCCUUACAAUGGCAACCCGCCAGCGCCGAAACCGAUGAAGCAUUCCCCUCCUUCGGAUCAUCCUCCUUACGACGCGAACGACAACGACAACGACGAUAACGAUGCCUAUCCUCACCAUCACGAUUUCCAUCACGAGCUGAUUUACGACCACAUUCCGGAGUACCAUGAUCACACCGAGGAACCAGAAAUGAACGAUCAAAGGCUGGACAAAAGACCGUACUCUUAUUACUUCAUAGGCAAGAAGCUUUGGUACGUACCCUUGUACUUCAGCAUUUACUUCGUCAUCUACAUCGCCGCUCUGGUGCUGAAGAGUAUAGCAAGACACAAGAUCGCAUUCCCAGCUCACUUGGCAGAUGCGGUGGGUCAUCAUUCUAGGUCUUACGGUGAUACCAGCUGGUGGGAUUACGCAGGAAACGUACUCGAGGGUGUAGAAAGUUUUGCGGAAAAAUAUGGAAAGAUUUCUUAA
Molecule: messenger RNA, 1176 nt
Organism: Osmia bicornis bicornis
Lineage: Eukaryota; Metazoa; Arthropoda; Insecta; Hymenoptera; Megachilidae
Exons: 4
Coding region: 16-1176 (386 amino acids)
Source: RefSeq, a predicted model, not a curated record